AUGAAAGCAGCAAGGACAAUCGAAGUGUUACGUGACUUGUUUGCCCGAUAUGGUCUACCCUUGACAUUGGUCAGUGACAAUGGGCCUACUUUUACCUCGGGGGAGUUUAAGAGAUUCUUAAAAGAAAAUGGUAUCAAUCAUAAGUUCACUGCUCCAUACCAUCCAGCCACUAAUGGUCAAGCUGAACGGUUUGUGCAAAAUAUGAAAGUGGCUCUCCGAAAAAUGAUUAACGACCCAGGUAACAUUGCUUAUAAGCUUUCGAACUAUCUUAUGCGUUACAGAAAGACACCAAACUCUACAACCGGAGUGGCACCCUGUACAUUAUUUCUCCAGCGAGAUAUACGCAUCAGAUUGGAUUUGAUCCGGCCAAACACCAUCGAUAACGUAAAGGAGAAACUACACUGGCCAUAUCCAAGUGGUGUGCAAUAUUACCCGGGAGAUAAGGUUCAUGUAAGAGAGUAUUCUAGCAAAAACAAAAAGUGGGAGUUUGGGAAAAUAGUACGUCAAGACGGACUUUUCCAUUAUUUCAUUGAUGUUCACGGGAAGCUAUGGAGAAGGCAUGUGGACCAGAUUCAGAAGUGUAACGUGAAUGAAAAACAAGCACCGAAGGAUCCAGAGGUGCAGCUUUCAAACUCUGCUCCUAUGCUUAGCCCCACAUGCGGUGGUCCUACAACAAAUUCGCCGAUACAAACAUCUAAUGAUGAGUUUCAGUCACCUGUGGCGCAAUCACCUAAGCCCAAUGAAUCCUGGAGUGAAGGAGUAGUUCAACCAUCACCAUCAAUCUCGAAGGAAGCAGAUAAUUUUGACAAAGACACUGAAGUAGCACCCACGGUUCGAAGAAGCAGUCGCGUUAAGAAGCCUGUAGAGCGGUUGGGUUACUAA
Eupeodes corollae is the source of this 882-nucleotide messenger RNA. RefSeq lists its product as uncharacterized. Lineage: Eukaryota; Metazoa; Arthropoda; Insecta; Diptera; Syrphidae. The coding region runs from base 1 to 882 and encodes 293 amino acids. Gene Ontology annotation, molecular function: nucleic acid binding. The transcript has a single exon. The record is from RefSeq and is a predicted model, not a curated record. Gene Ontology annotation, biological process: DNA integration.